Molecule: messenger RNA, 435 nt
Organism: Eremothecium gossypii ATCC 10895
Lineage: Eukaryota; Fungi; Ascomycota; Saccharomycetes; Saccharomycetales; Saccharomycetaceae
Gene: MRP21
Product: mitochondrial 37S ribosomal protein bS21m
Exons: 1
Coding region: 1-435 (144 amino acids)
Biological process (GO): mitochondrial translational initiation; translation
Cellular component (GO): ribosome; mitochondrial small ribosomal subunit
Molecular function (GO): structural constituent of ribosome
Source: RefSeq, marked provisional
AUGCUCCGCCUCCUGGCCCCCCGGCCUCUAACGGCGAGACCCUUUUCGUCCGCGCUGCGCGCGCUGCAGCAGCCGGCCUUCGACCCGACGUUGCUCGACGCGGCCAGCGCCGUGGGCGCGCGCGCCGGCGACCCCGCGUUGCACGCCGCGUCUAUGCUGUCGCCGCGCGAGGACGCCUUCCGCUCGCGCCUGACCGGCGUGCGUGCCGGGCGCACGGUCUCGGUGUUCAACGGCAACACGUCGCAGGCGCUGCAGCGCCAGAACAUGCUCCUGCGCUCCGCGCGCAUCGCGCAGGACCGGCGCGAGCAGCGCUUCUACCUCAAACCCGGCAAGGUCAAGGAGCAGCAGCGCUCGCGCAAGCACCGGCGCGAGUUCAUGCGCGCGUUCAAGGGGCUGAUCGAGGUCGUCAAGGACGCCAAGCGCAAGGGCUACUAG